Epinephelus moara (kelp grouper) is the source of this 653-nucleotide messenger RNA. It is a transcript of the gene med11, whose product is annotated as mediator complex subunit 11. Gene Ontology annotation, cellular component: mediator complex. Lineage: Eukaryota; Metazoa; Chordata; Actinopteri; Perciformes; Serranidae. Bases 172 to 540 code for a protein of 122 amino acids. The transcript is spliced from 3 exons. Gene Ontology annotation, molecular function: transcription coregulator activity. The record is from RefSeq and is a predicted model, not a curated record. Gene Ontology annotation, biological process: regulation of transcription by RNA polymerase II.
UUGUGGUGCAACUUCAGGCGUUCAACCCUCGCGCUUCACUCUUGUAGAGGUGGAUAAAGUGAAACAUCUAGUAGAGUUUGAGUUACUUCUGUCUGUACCUGACUGUGUGGACGAACAGUUCCAGUAGAACUUGUUGGAGAGCAGCUGGUUGGAGCUGGUUCCUGUCUACUCAUGGCGAAUGAGCGGCUCAGAGCUCUGGAGGAUGUGGAGAAGGAGAUAGCGAUGAUACUGCAGUGUGCUGGUAAUAUAGUUCUGGAACUCUCCAAAGACAAACACAACGCCAGCCUCCUGGACAGACAGCUGGUCCAGUUCCAGAGCUCUGUCAACCGAGUGGAGAGCGAACUGAGCAGCCAGAUCCGCUACCUCACACAGGUAGCUACAGGCCAACCUCACGAAGGCUCCACCUAUUCAGCAAGGAAGGACUGUCAGAUGGCGCUAAACAGAGCAGAGUAUGCAAAGGUCAAACUGGGAGAACUGGGACGGACCUGUGAAGUCAUGCUGGAGCAGCAGCAGCAGCAACAACAGCAGCAGCAGACAUGAGAGCAGAGAGAACCUCACUGUGAUGUGACUUAUCUGCCUCCAGCCUUAACAUCUUUUCAUAGAGCCUUUUUAUGAUCACAAACACUGACGUAUCAAAGAAACUCAAAGAAAAA